AGUACGAAAGCGCUUGCGCCAGCUCUCAAUUCCUUGACCAAUGGAAGAAUAACAGGCAACUCAGCGCCCCAUAAACUUUUUCUCGGGCAUUUCCAGCGCCUAUUACCGCUUAAACGAGAUGCGGAUAUGAUACGCUGGUGAGAAGGUGAAGAAAAUAUAGUGAUCGUAAUUUAACUCUGACUUUUGUUGUUCUUAAGGGUGUUAACGUCAUAGAAUUUGUAUUUUAUUGUACAGUAUCAUUUUUUGUGGAACCUUUUUGACGGCAUUGAUGACAUCCAGAAAAUUGUAGCUAGUAAAGAAGGUGAUGUGGCUCUGUUUGAUGUUAAUAUCUGGAGUGGCGAUCUAUCAACAUGCAGAAGGACAUCCUUCCAUGCCUACAUUUGCAGGACCUGUUUCAAGUUUGACGGUUGCUAAAGGAAGGGAUGCCACAAUGAAAUGUGUAGUUGAUCAUUUAGGGGAUUAUAGGGUAGCUUGGGUUCACGUGGACAAGCAAACUUUACUUACAAUUCACACUCAUGUCAUCACUAGGAACAAACGCGUUUCCGUCUCUCACUACAAUUUCAGAACAUGGCUGUUACAUUUGAAAAGCGUGGAGCCCGAAGAUAGUGGAUACUAUAUGUGCCAAGUCAAUACUCAACCAAUGAUUAGUCAAGUUGGAUACUUAGAAAUAGUUGUACCUCCUGAAUUUGUAAAUGAAGUUAUCAAUAGAAACAUAUCAGUUGCAGAAAACGCCAAUAUUACUCUAUCCUGUAGAGCUACCGGAAAUCCCAUACCAAAGAUAAAGUGGAGGAGAGAAGACGGACAACCUAUCAUUAUUGGGCAGCAAAAAAUGGAUCUAUUUGAUGGAGAGGAAUUAAUUCUACGCAAAGUAUCUCGUCAAAGUAUGGGAGCGUAUUUGUGCAUAGCAUCCAAUGGUGUACCACCGGCCAUAAGUCGACGAAUGCACAUUGAUAUAACCUUUCCUCCCAUGAUCUGGAUCCCAAACCAGCUUGUUGGCGCAGCUGAAGGCAAUCCUAUUGCACUGGAAUGCAAUACUGAAGCGCACCCCGCUGCCACUAAUUUUUGGGUGAGGAAUGACCACGUCGUUGGUGCGUCCAGUGAAAAAUAUGAAACCUAUCAGAUUGUAAAUGGAUAUAAAGUUCACAUGAAGAUAGUGGUAAAGAAUCUAAAUAAAGAUGAUUUUGGUGUAUACAGAUGUGUAUCGAAAAAUGCUUUAGGAGAAACGGCUGGAUCCGUUAAUUUGUACAAAAUUAAAACAAGCACCCACAAUAUCAUUCCUCCAGUAUCAACUCCGCCAGAACAACCUAUAAUCAAUAUACUAGAAGAAACAGAGGAAGAAAAAUUAAGCAAAACAAGCAUGCAAGACAAUUUGUCAUUACAAGAACAAGAAACAGAAUUUAGCAUUGAACACAGUACAGAUUCAUCCAAUUCUACAAGUAUUCCCUGUGCAUCAGUUGAACCUGUCCUCAUUAUUGCACUACUACUUCAAAUACUUAAAUUUCAUGCAGACUACAUUUGAACUGAAAUAAAUGAACUAAUAUACGUGAUAUGAAAUAGUGAACUCUCAAGCCUCAGCUUUAAAAUUGUACAUAUGGAACUACAGAUCAAUUUAAGCCUUUAUAACCUAGGCACUGUCCCCCAUCAUAAAACUUAUGUCUAAUAUUUAAUUGAAAUUAUAUUGUUUCGUUUUGUUUUAGAUCUGAAUAAAUGACUUGUUUACAUUCAA
Messenger RNA from Parasteatoda tepidariorum (common house spider), 1726 nucleotides. Its product is annotated as lachesin. The record is from RefSeq and is a predicted model, not a curated record. NCBI's taxonomy places the organism in Eukaryota, Metazoa, Arthropoda, Arachnida, Araneae, Theridiidae. Gene Ontology annotation, cellular component: neuron projection.